This is a messenger RNA of Spodoptera littoralis (African cotton leafworm), 2397 nucleotides long. The record is from the annotation of a GenBank genome assembly. NCBI's taxonomy places the organism in Eukaryota, Metazoa, Arthropoda, Insecta, Lepidoptera, Noctuidae.
AUGAAUACAAACAGACCGUGGAUGAAUAAUAAACGUGAUCGCAAUAUGCGAGGAGGUUUUAGAGGUGGCCGAGGAGGCCCAAGAGGGUGGUCCGGGAAUCAGAGAGGUUUUAAAAGUUCGUGGGGUAGCUUUGACGGUCCCAGUACUGGCAAUAAAUUCCAAAAUAAUUACGCCCCCAAUAAGGGUCAGUGGAAAAAGCGAGAUACUCCCGGGAAGCGGCUCUCUGAAGAAGAUAUCGGUGUUACAGAGUAUGUUAGUAAACAUGAAGGAUUUAAUGGAAUUAUUAAGUCAAGAUAUUCUGACUUUCAAGUAUCAGAAAUAAAUGAGCAGGGUGAGAUAGCUAAGCUGACAUGUUUGAAGCCGCCGCCGGCCCCGGAAGAGGAGGCUGUGAGUGAGGAUGAGGACCUACUCCUCUCCAAGUAUAACUUAGAGAUCCUACCCAUGGAAACUUGGGAUAAGAUUAAUACACUAGCUGUAAGCAAAGAUCCUGAGCCUGACUGUGUUGAGAUUGAUAUGGAAGGAGUGACUAAGGAACAGAGAACCAAGAUACAUGAUGCUGUGAAGAAAGCAUUCGGCGACAGCAUCGUUGGCAGCACUGUCAAUAUUGAAGACAAAAAACUGAUGCGCUUCCAGAAGUUUAAAAAAGGCGUACGCAUAGACAACAGAGUCAAGUGGACCUGGCCGGCUGAAUAUGUGCACUUCAUCGUGCACAAGGAGAACUGUGAUACAAUGGAUGCGGCUAUGCGUAUUGCAGAACGAAUAGGGGUGCAUGUGAAGCCGUCGAUGUUGGGCUACGCCGGUACGAAGGACCGUCGCGCUAAAACGUCACAGUGGUUCAGCGCUCGACGACUGGACCCGCGGCGCUUUGUAGCGGCCACUCGGUACCUUAAAGACAUACAUAUCGGGAAUUUCACCUUCAAGAAUACCAACUUAAAGUUGGGCAUGCUUCAGGGCAACAGAUUCCGCAUUGCACUCCGCAAUGUAACAGCUUCAGAUGAGGUGGUGAAUACUGCCUGCAAGGACUUGCAGGAACAUGGUUUUAUCAAUUAUUACGGUCUCCAGCGCUUUGGAACUCGAGUCGAUAUACCUACAUAUAAUAUUGGCCUGAAAAUGUUGCAAGGAAAUUUCAAAGACGCGAUCGAGUUGAUCCUAGACUCCCGCGAGGGUCCCCUGGCGGGCGCGCUGGCGGCGUACCGCGCGGGCGGCGCGGCGGCGGCGGCGCGCGGGCUGCCGCGGCGGGCGAGCGGGCCGGAGGCGCGAGUGCUGCGCGCACUGAGCGCGGCGCCCAACGACGUGCACGGCGCGCUGGCACAGCUGCCGCGCAACACGCGCCUGCUGUACCUGCACUCCUACCAGUCGCUGCUCUGGAACAGAGCCGUCUCCGAGCGACUGCGCAGGCACGGACUCGCGCCCGCCGUCGGAGAUCUCGUGCCGCUCGCCAAUAUUGACAAGGAAGAUGAAUUCGAAGAUGAAGAUUCAGAUGCAGAAGAGAAUGAAGCUGAUGGUAAAAGUGAUAAGCAGCAAGCAAAUAACAGUCCAAAUGACAUUAAGACUGAGAAGCAAAGUAUCAAAAAAGAAAGGACAUCAUCGCAAUCAGAUCAAAGCAGUGUCAAGGACAAGGAAAAAGACAAAAAGAAUUCGUCUAAGGACGAGGAAAAACCAAAAGUACCAGUAAAGGUGUUGACUCAAGAGGAUGUGGACAGUGGGAAAUAUACCAUGGCAGAUGUCGUGAUGCCCCUGCCCGGGUACUCGGUGGACUACCCGCCUAAUAUGCUAGACUAUUAUGAGCAGCUACUCAGUGAUGCUGGUCUAACUUUAGACAUGAAGCAUAAGAUCAAGAGCUACCGUCUGUGCGGCGCGUACCGUCGCGUGGUGGUCCGUCCGCGCGACGUGUCGUGGCGCGCGGUGCGGUACUCCGACCCCUUCGCGGACCUCAUCGCCUCCGACCUCGACGAACUCAACAACAAGACUAUCGACGCCAUCCGAGACGAUGGAAAAUACAGAGCACUUCUACUAAACAUGACUCUGCCCGCAAGUUGUUACGCGACAAUGGCAUUGAGAGAAUUACUCAAAGUGGACACUUCGAGUGAUAACCAGGCUUCUCAGAAUAAUUAUCAUAAAUCUCGUAAGAGUUCGACUACUGAGGAAAAUGAGGGAGAAGAGAAAAAGAAGAAGGAAGCUGACAGCCCGGAGAAGGCAAAAGGAGCUGACAGCGCAGAGAAAACAAAAGAAGCUGACAGUGCAGAGAAAGAAAGAGCUAACGGCUCGGAGAAAGUAAAGGUGGAACAUGACAGUGAAGUCAAAUUGGAGAUUGAGGCUGAAAGUGGAGAGAAACGUAAGAUGUUGAGUGAGAGUGAGCAGACAGAAGAUGUAAAGAGACAGAAAGUUGACAAAUAA